Messenger RNA from Bactrocera latifrons, 2621 nucleotides. RefSeq lists its product as uncharacterized. Gene Ontology annotation, molecular function: protein binding. The transcript is spliced from 9 exons. The coding region runs from base 694 to 2481 and encodes 595 amino acids. NCBI's taxonomy places the organism in Eukaryota, Metazoa, Arthropoda, Insecta, Diptera, Tephritidae. The record is from RefSeq and is a predicted model, not a curated record.
GUGAGCGCAACGUGUAUGGAUGCGGGUUGACGGCAAAACGCGAAAAAGUCCAAAUAGUUUGGAGUACAUAAAGGUCUUGCAUCGUGUUGUGGUGUGUGGUAGGGAAAACAAAAACAAUUUGUGAUAUUGUGUGCCGCAGGAAUUUGUGUAAAGUAAAAGAUCUUGCUACGAAAUUUUCUUUUUCAAGGCGCAGGCAAAUAUCAUUGCGGUAAAGCUACAAGUGUCUUUCAAUUAAAUACGGUUCGAUUGCCAUUCGAAUAUAAAAAGCAACACUAAAUAUAAUAGCAAUAAUUGAAAAUAGCACGUGCUCCUAACUGCAUUCACAUAAUAUAUACACAAAGGUAUGUAUAUCCACAUGAAAGAGACUCAAGUGACAAACGUAAACGUGCAACAAAUGAUUAGUUGCCAUCGCUGUUGACAGCAACAAUAAGACAGGCGCAUAAAAAAAACUGAAACAAAAUAAACAAACGAAAGAGUUUGGCGGCAAACGCAUGCAACGAAGAAUAAAAUAAGAAAACAAUUAAAAAAACUACCAACCCGUGUGUUGCAGAGCGCAUAAGCGGACGCAGUACGCAGCUAGUCAACUAGUUUGUUGCAACAUUAAUUAACAGACAUAAMUUUACAACAACAACAAGCUAAAGUACACAACUGAGAGCAUUCGCUCAGUUUGUUCCAAUCGACGGUGCAACAACAAUGGGCACACGUGUUCCACCACCUUGCCCCACACCAUUACACUGCGAUCAGGCUGCUAUGGCUGGCCUGCCACAGCUCAUCACCGACUUGCAACGUCUGUCCGAGGAUCAGGAGAGCGCCGAUUUGGUAUUCAUUUGCGGACGUGAGGAGGAACGUAUUUAUGCUCAUCGCAUAUUGUUGAUGGCACGCUGCAAGAGCUUUAAAACGGCUAAGCGCGGCGAAAUCUGUCGCAUACCCGGCUGCUCUGUGUCACCAGCAGCGCCCGGUACACCCACGCCUGUGCGACUGCCGCAUGUCAAUCCGGAUGUAUUCCGCCAAUUCAUCGUAUAUGUCUACACAGCGAAGAUUAUGCUGCAAGAUUCACGUGUUUUCGAGAUGAUGACACUCGCGCAAGAUAUGGGCGUGGAAGAAUUGCGUGCGGCAUGUGAAGAUCAUGUGAUUUCAACAUUAUCAGUAGACAAUGCAUGCACAUUUCUCACUUCGGUCAUGGAAAUACACGAAAAAGCAGGAGCAAAAUGCGCCGCUUCAUUUAUGGAACGUUGCAUUAUCUACAUUGGCGAAAAUGCCAGUGAGUGUGCUAAGACUAAUGCUUUUCUCAACUUAACCAAGGAUGCAUUAGUAAAACUAAUAUCUUCUGAUUAUUUUUGCCUCGAAGAGGAGGAUGUUUGGCGUUGCGUGCUCGCCUGGGCUAAGAAUCAAGCUGGUGUCACACAACCUACCGCACACUGGACGGAAGAGGAACGUGCUCGCGUUUGCCAGCAUCUAUCUGGUGUAAUGUGUCACGUGCGUUUGUUGCUAAUCGAUAGUCAAGUAUUUGCCGAAGAGGUAGAACCCACCGGUGCUGUACCUAUGGAAUUGUCGUUGGAACGUUAUCGUUAUGCAGCUUUACACUCGAAUAAGGGAGGUGGUGGUGUCGGCGGUGGACAAAUGCUGCCCUCCAUACCGGGCAUGACCGAAGAUGAUAAACGUUUACAGCCGCGCUUGACCGUCAACAUGUUUCCCGGUUCGCAGUUGUUGCGCAAUGAUAAAUUGCAUUUACAAAGUGUGCUAAAUGGAUGGUAUGGUAUGCCCAAACAAUCUUGGCGUUUGGUAUUCCGCGCAUCAACACAUGGUUAUUCUUCAAGCGCUUUUCAUCGCUACUGUGAUGGCGUAGCACCCUGUUUCAUUAUUGGCAUUGGUUCACGUGGUGAACUAAGCGGUGGCUACACUGAUGUUGCUUGGGCAAAAACGAGUCGUAAAGGCGGUUAUAUACAUUCUGAGCGCGCGUUUCUAUUUGCGCUUAAUCCCGCUGGCGGUGAUCCGCCGGUGAAGUUCGAUAUCAUCAAAAAACCCUAUGCCAUUUGCUAUCACCCAGAUUGCGGUCCAAUUUUUGGUGCUGGCGCCGAUUUACUUAUUGCCAACAAUUGCAAUACUAAUAUGGAUUCCUAUUCGAAUUUGCCGCACUCAUAUGAUGGCCCAAAUGCCGCCUAUUUGACACUCUUUGGUGAUUACAAUUUUACGGUUGUCGAUUAUGAAGUUUACACGUUGGUCACAAAUACAACAGCUGCUGGUGGUGUAAUGGGCGGCGUUAGCACAGGAAAUAAUGGCAAUAAUAGCGUUUCGGGCAAUAACGCUAGCAACAACAAUAAUAAUAACACAUCCUACAGUAAUACUGGCAAUAACAAUAACGCCGGCAAUUUGUCGGCAAAUGUUGGUGGAGGCAAUACUGCAGGUGUGGGAGGCAACAGCAGUGGUGGUGGCGGUGCUGUCAGCGGCGGCUUGCACAAACCAAAAUAUGAGAGAUAUUGAUUGUUUCGUGUCUACGCAAUUUGUUUGGUGUAUGUUUUUGUGUACUUAUGUACGCUUUUUUUAGUAUUUCUUUAUUUUUAAGUAUGUGUGCCUUAAAAUAUUUUUGCUAACUUUCAUAGUUUCUUUAGCGUAUGGUAUAA